GUUAUCGACACACACGUCACGAGGCAGCUUUUUGAUCUGCCUUGCGAGUCCAAGCUAAUUAACAUUGUAUAUGUGAAGGACCGUGAUCUUAUCAGAGCGAAGAGGAGGCUUAUGGAGUCAAAGAAUCUGCAUAAGAAGGCUGUCUGUUUACCACAUGCACAGGGAUUUGCCAUAUUCCCCCUACUCCAUUCCUGUAAGGUUUAACUGAAGCUUGGUCCUGUCUUGUCAGUUUACCUUUCUGGGUGAGAAUAUUGCCGCCGUCAAUUAAUAUACUAACAUGAAUGCACGAUGAAUCGAGAAAAAAAACACCAUUGUUUAUCAUUCUUAAAAUGUAUAUGACCGGCAUAUGUUUUUGUUUCAGAAAUAAUGAAAAUCCUUUUUACAAAUCUUUUAUUUGUCCCAUCCACAGGCCAUUAUGUCUCAAGGACUGAGGCGUGCCCCCCCCAACAAAAAACGCUAUGAUAUAUUUAACAUAGGCUAUUUCACAGACCAGUAAUAGUCCAGUUUCUGUGCAUUUUUUCAGUGAGACUGCUGUGGCUCUUUCAUUGCAUAGGAUAGGAAAGGAUUGCUUUAAGAAAUAUUACAUUUUGGAUAAAACUCUCAGUGUUUACAUUACAUUUAAGUGAUUUUGAGCUUUUCAUAUAUUCCUUUUAUGUUAUAGUUUGCACUUUCCCCGCACCACCCAAUAAAUAUGGCGUGGCCUCCACAUCAAAAACAGCCUCAGAAACAAACACGCAUAAAAUAAGCAGAUGAAGACAGUACAUUUAGAAAUGGCAGAAAAGUUUUCGGAGGACCUUUUUUCGACACCACCCACCACUAAAUCUUGUACUCUGAUGAAUCAAUUGGAGGACCCUGAAGUGUCUAUACCAGAAAGUUGUCCACAAACGGCACACGUCUUGUCACCAAUCCUUGAACAAAGCACUUCACAGUCUAUGGACUCCACAAUGAUUGAAACUCCCAAAAGGACACAGCAGAGAAAAAGGAGUCGUUUUUUAGAGUUUCCAACUCACACCUCAACCCCAGCCGGCAGGUCUCAGCGCCAGCCACAUGGCACUAGCAGAACUCCACGCAGCAGAUAUCCUGAAGCUUCUGGGACUCGGUGCCACACCAGCACACCGCCACAAGCCGGCAGGUCUCAGCGUCAGCCACAUGGCACUCCCAAGACUCCAAGCGACAGAUAUUCUCAAGCUUCUGGGACUCGGUGCCACACCAGCACACCGCCACAAGCCGGCAGGUCUCAGCGCCAGCCACAUGGCACUACCAGAACUCCACGCAACAGAUAUUCUCAAGAAAAGCAAGACAAGUUUCCAAUGUCUGAAAAAAGAUUCCAAAGAAAGGUUCUGAUGCUGCUUCUAGAAAUAAAAGAAGAGCUAAGAAGAGUUGGACAAAGGGUUGAACCAGACACUGUGUUCCACCUGUCUACUUUGGAGAGCGUAGAGGAAUUACAGCACUUGGAAAGGAAGUUAAUAAAUGAGGAGACCCGGGCAGCAAUGGUGUCAGCGCUGUGCAAAAUAGGAGGAAGAAACCUCAAGGACAGUGCAAGAAGGAUGCUGGAUAGGUUACCACAGCGAGCAGGAUGCAGUUCAUGGCCUGACCUGAUGGUAGAGGGAGAAUGGGAAGUGGGGACCUGACAAGAGCUGAGAUGAUAGAGCUGGAUAAAGAAGGACGCGGUCUCUUGACAUGUCUUCACCACAAAACUUCAAAUGCUAUUAGAUUAUUAAUGAUAAUCUUAAACUAUAAUUUAUUUUAUUAUUAAGUUUAUUUAUUUUAUUUAGCCUUGUUGUGCAAGUUCUCUGGAGCUUGUGCAGAGGCAGCAGCUUUUGCCAGAGGGGAACUGGAAUCCCCUGGUUGGGCCUGGGUUCUCCUGAGGUUUUUUUUCUCGAUUAGAGUUUUGGGUUCCUCGCCACCGUUUGCAUACUGUUUUUGCACUAUCUGCCUGACCGGGGGGGCUGCUUUAGAAUCUUAAAGUUUUACUUAAUUAAUAUUGCAUAUAGGAAUUUAUUAUCUGUUAUAUUUGACCUGUGCUUCUCUCUCCUUUAUCCUAAAUGUGUGCUCUCACUGAGCGUGUGUGUGUGUGCGUACUUGUCUGUGUACGUACGUGUGUGUGUGUGUGUGUGUGUGUGUGUGUCUC
Messenger RNA from Triplophysa rosa, 2131 nucleotides. Its product is annotated as mucin-17-like. The record is from RefSeq and is a predicted model, not a curated record. NCBI's taxonomy places the organism in Eukaryota, Metazoa, Chordata, Actinopteri, Cypriniformes, Nemacheilidae. The coding region runs from base 750 to 1631 and encodes 293 amino acids. The transcript is spliced from 16 exons.